AUGGCUCUCCGCGCCCUCUUGAUGCUCCUGCUUGCACCUGCUGCUGCUGCGCUCGCACCGGAUGUCCCUGCAUCUGAGUGGUGUGCCUGGAUCCCAUUCAGAGCACUUGAGUAUGUCGACGACUGCCAGGCAAACAGCACAGCCGCGACCAGCCCGGUUCAGGUUACGGAGGGCUGUGUCGAUUGGUGCCUGUGGGUGCCAGGGCCGACAUGGAACAGCAUCGAGGUCUGCCACCAUUGCGUGUCCAGCACAGAUUCACCUGCGAAUGCCACAGUGGACAACGGCACCGAGCCGGCGAACACUUCCGAGACUGCAACGAUCGGAGAGCCGAAGCCAGAGAGUGCACCAACCAGCCUGAGGGGCAAAUCUCUGAAGUCUUUCGUCGGCUACCCGAGCUGGUGCAGGACGAUUCCGUGGGGAAGCUUGCAGUAUGUGCCCGAUUGCCGCGGCUACCGUGGCUCGGACGUCGCUGUGUACUAUGGCCCCUACUGUGCGAGUUGGUGCCAGUGGGUUCCAAGCCCUUCGUGGCAGUACGUCGCUUCUUGCGAGCGCUGUGGUGGGCAGCCGGUCGGGGUGCCAGUCGGGCCGUACAGCGGCGACUGUGCAAGCUGGUGCCAGUGGGUCCCAAUGCUCUCCUGGCAGUACACUUCUGGCUGCUCCGGCUGCUUCUGA
This is a messenger RNA of Symbiodinium sp. CCMP2592, 672 nucleotides long. Lineage: Eukaryota; Dinophyceae; Suessiales; Symbiodiniaceae. The record is from the annotation of a GenBank genome assembly.